GAGCAUUGUGAGUGUGUGAGAGUCUUUCACCAUGCAUCCACCAGCACUGGCAGCAGUAGAGACUACAGACUAGUGCAGGAGGUAGGACCAAGGGCAAGGACAGGUAGAGCCGUGUAGAUCUACGUUUUUAUUUGCGCAGAACCCAGCUAGAGUCUAGAGUGUACUGACCAGCAGUCACCUAGCCAGGUCUGCAGGUGGAAUAGAAGUAACAUAGGUGCAUUUGAGUCGCAGGUGUGCGAAGAUCCGUCUCCGACCCGUCGUUGUACCACCCAACCACCAAGCUAGCUCCGCUGCUCGCGCAGCUGUUAGUCAGUCAUCAAGAACCGCUCUAAAGUGCCGUCAACUAGUAACCUACCUAGUCCCUAGGCGUUUCCCAAGUACAGUGCAGUUUCCUGUGUUGCAGAGCUCAAUCUAUUUUCUUCUCAUCAUGGAUCCGCCCAGCAGCCAGGCUGACUCGAGCCAGUCAAGUCUUGAAGGCGCCGACAACAGCGUGCCCACCAGCCCCGAUUCCUCGGCUGUCUCCCUUUCAUCAGCAACAUCAGAAGAAACAGCGCCAACCGGGAAUCCACAGACUCCCGGCGGCUUUACGAGUAUCACCCUGAGGAAGCUGUUCGUCGGCGGGCUGCCUUUCAGUACAUCCAGCUCGGUUUUGAAAGAGCAUUUCGAUCAGUUCGGUCCCAUUGAAGAAGCCGUGGUCAUCUCGGACCGUGCUUCUGGCAAAUCGAAAGGAUAUGGCUUUGUCAUCAUGAGUAGGGAGGAAGAUGCGACAACCGCCCGUGUCGAGGGGCACCCCGUGAUUGAUGGACGGCGGGCGAACGUCUGCCUGGCCAUCGAAGGGGCAAAGCCCAAGCGAAGCAGAGUCGGGCCAGCAGGGCGUUUUAUGGCGUUUUCUCGCAUGAACUCCUACCCCAGCAGUGCGGUACAGGCACCUAUGGCGACUAUACCUGAGCAGAUGCAGCCGUACUACAUGCAGCCGCAACCUGCCCAGUACCAACAACCUGCCCAGUACCAGCAACCUGCCCAGUACCAGCAACCUGCCCAGUACCAGCAACCUGCCCAGUACCAGCAACCUGCCCAGUGCCAGCGGGGCGCCAUUCAGCCAGUUGCUGCUGCCGUGGCCCCCACGCAGCACAUGGGUACUGUGUACUUUGACUACGCACGGCAGAUCGCAAACAUGCAGCCGGUCAACCCAGCACCCAUGCAUAUGGCUCCCCGGGUGGCAUCGCCUGCGGUGAUACCGUAUCAGCUGCAAAACGGCAAGCUGAGCACAGCUCCCGACAUGGGACCUGCUAAUGGACCGGCAGCAGCAGCACUGCUGCCCACCGCUAUGGGUGCUGCUGGCCUGGCGUACUACCACCCGCAGGGCCCAGUACACCCGCAAGGCCCAGUACACCCGCAAGGCCCAGUACCGGCCAGCCACUACCACAUGGCACCGGCUACUUACAACAUGAUGCCUCCUGCCGCUGGCACCGUCGCUCCUGCAGUCCCUCCUGCAACGAGGGCGCACAUGCAGGUCUACAUCUGAGCGGCGGCUGCCGCGUGUCGUCAAGAGUACAUGACCCUCCCGGGGGAGUGUGCGCAACUCCAGCAUGGGUGGGCUGCUGCCCCCCCCCCCGGCAGAAUUUCACGACGACGUCAAACAGGUGAGCUGCACACUCUCUGGGAGGGUCGCGUACUCUUGGUGUCCAGGUGCCAAUCUGCACCGAAGGAAGUAGAUUAAACAAAAACGUUGACGGAAUGGUGAAAGGUCGCUGCCAUCGUGAAGAACCAAGUUCAUAAAAAACUAAAACUAAAAAAAAAACUAAAAAACCGUUGACGAAUGGUGGAAGGUCGCUACCAUCGUGAAGAACCAAGUUCAUAAAAAACUAAAACAAAAACAAAAACCAUUGACGAAUGGUGGAAGGUCGCUACCAUUGUGAAGAACCAAAUGUAGGAUGAAUGUGCAUUACAUCCCCUCUCGUCUUACCUUUUGCUACCCUUUUACUCAUUUGUUUCUUCUUGAUAUCCACUUUCAGCACAUUUGUCUCUAUUCGUUGUCUAUUUCCCAUGUUUCAAUUACGAGAUACGCCUAAUUUGCAGGGUUCUUGUCGCACUCAACAGAAGAGAACAUUUUCUUUCACUUUCGUACGAGCAGUAGUUCCUCAAAAGUUGCUCCCAGUUCCCCACCCUUGCUCUAGCCUCUUUCACCCAUGGCAAAUACAGGUAUCUUUCUUUGGCGUCCAUAAGACUAUGCUUCUGGUUUCAUUUCCACCUGCACUUCCAGGAUGAUGACUAAGAUAACAGUAAGAUAUUACGCACCCGCCAUGCAAUCCACUGCAAAGUGUUUUGUGUGUCGCACCGUAGCAUGACCAAUAUGAUCACGAUCCGAUCAUCACACUAGUGCAUUUAUUUUUUUGCACCAACGGUGUUGCUUUCUCACCUUCUGUAGUUUGCUUUUGCCCCUGAAAUUAGCUGAAUGCAUGUAUUAUCAACAUAGUCUACAUGUUUGACAUCAUGGGAAGCAGUUCUCUCACUACCAGUGUAGCUCCGUAAUGCCGUAGUUGUUCAAUAGUUGCUGCCAGUUUCCCACCCUUGCUCUAGCCUCUUUCACAUCCUACUUGUAUCGUUCUUCGGCGUCCAUGUGCAUGCUUCUUGUUUCGUUUCCACCUACACCUGCAGGAUCAUGAAUAAGAUAACGCAUGUAUGCUGCCAUCACUUGGAACAUUUCUUUCGCUACUAGAGUAAUGUCGUAAUGCCGUAGUUUUGACGCAACGCACGCCACUGCAAAGUGUUUUGUGUGUUGCACCGUAGCUUAAUCAA
Messenger RNA from Sycon ciliatum, 2799 nucleotides. RefSeq names its product RNA-binding protein 24-like. Gene Ontology annotation, molecular function: RNA binding. Bases 428 to 1525 code for a protein of 365 amino acids. Gene Ontology annotation, cellular component: nucleus. The record is from RefSeq and is a predicted model, not a curated record. Lineage: Eukaryota; Metazoa; Porifera; Calcarea; Leucosolenida; Sycettidae. The transcript is spliced from 6 exons.